Messenger RNA from Vespa crabro (European hornet), 1931 nucleotides. It is a transcript of the gene fuss, whose product is annotated as SKI family transcriptional corepressor 2. NCBI's taxonomy places the organism in Eukaryota, Metazoa, Arthropoda, Insecta, Hymenoptera, Vespidae. Gene Ontology annotation, biological process: negative regulation of BMP signaling pathway; negative regulation of transcription by RNA polymerase II. Gene Ontology annotation, molecular function: RNA polymerase II cis-regulatory region sequence-specific DNA binding; SMAD binding; DNA-binding transcription factor activity, RNA polymerase II-specific. The record is from RefSeq and is a predicted model, not a curated record. Bases 561 to 1850 code for a protein of 429 amino acids. The transcript is spliced from 5 exons. Gene Ontology annotation, cellular component: nucleus; transcription regulator complex.
GAAGGGACAGGAUUCGGACAAAUGAAGAGAAAGAGAAAAGUAAAAGAAACGAGAAAGUAAUAAUAAUGAUGAAAUAAUAAGAAAGAAAGAAAGAAAGAAAGAAAGAAAAAACGAGGAUGCAAUCUUUCUUGUUUCGUUUUUGUUUUUUUUCUGUAUUAUAGGAUGGACGGUCCAGCGGUGUUGUCGAUGCCACCGUUGACCGGAAGUCAAAAAUCCAGCGGACAAUCGUCGCAAUCGCAAUCACAUUCAAAGCCAAAUCAAGUAAGAAAGAAUGAUUUCGUUCUUACAUACGGUAUGCGUUAGAUGUAAUUUUAUUUGUUUGGGAGCACGUGGUACAUCUAAAACUAUAGGAGUUGCAGGUUGGUACCGUAUCGCUUUAUGGGAUUCACAUCGUUUCAUUGGUCAUCGAAGGACAGGAAAGGCUUUGCCUAGCACAAAUUAGUAAUACCUUGUUGAAGCAAUUCAGCUACAACGAAAUCCAUAAUCGUCGUGUAGCGUUGGGUAUUACGUGCGUACAAUGUACACCGGUUCAAUUAGAGAUACUGCGUCGUGCUGGUGCAAUGCCGGUGUCCUCGAGAAGAUGCGGAAUGAUAACUCGGAGGGAAGCCGAAAGGCUUUGUAAAUCUUUUCUCGGUGAUAACGCACCACCCAGAGGAAGAAAAAGUGUUGGGAUUGAUCACAGGUUACCGGAAGAUUUCGCAUUCUCUGUUCACCACGAGUGUGCCUGGGGUUGCCGUGGUGCAUUCCUGCCGGCACGUUAUAACAGUUCAAGGGCAAAGUGCAUCAAAUGCGCUUACUGCGGUCUCUUCUUUUCACCGAACAAAUUCAUCUUCCAUUCGCAUAGAAUCGGCCCGUCGGACAAAUACGUACAACCGGACGCGGCCAAUUUCAAUUCGUGGCGCAGGCAUAUGAAAUUAUCUGGUAAUCCGCCGGAUGAAGUGGUACACGCUUGGGAAGACGUUAAGGCAAUGUUCAAUGGCGGCACGAGAAAAAGAUUAUUGAGUAAUCCGAAUGCAAGGGAAUCACCUAGCCCGGCUAAACAAUCAAGAUCAUCGCCGACCAUGCCGGUUUCCACUCUCGUAUCAUCGCCGACGCAUCCAAGAGUACCACCAUUUCCGGAAUUACCAUUACCAUUGUCCAGGAGUCUCGUUAUGGAUUACGUUUGGCAUCAACAUCAACAGGCAGCUGCCGUGGCUGUAGCCAAAAGUCCGGGAUUUGCAUUUCCACCGUACGCAUUACCUUGGCUCGCCAAAAGAAGCCCGGUCCUAUUUCCAGGACCAAUGGCACCACCGAUAAGUGGUUCCAGCCCGACUGAACCUCAGCUUUUACCAACGAUGAAUCCUCCGUUACAUCAGUCCGCAUUUCGACCAGUGAUUCGUGGUCCACCGAUCGGUGAACAAGCACUCGCUUCGCUUCAAGAAACGUCUCAGGAUGGCAAUUCCAAUGGCAAAGAGGAAAACUCAGACGACGAGGUCGACAUAGAAACGACCGAGGACGAUCCAGGGACACCACUUAACGCUACCCUUCACAAUCUUCAUUCAGCUACGAAUUCUGGUAUCGCUAGUCAUUCCACUGGUAGAAAUGUAUCUCCUCAAUGUUGGAGUCCACCUCGGGAAACGGAACGAGAAGCAGAAAAAAUAGCGGAAGAAAGUGCGUCCCUGCGUGACAUCAAAGCCGAGCCAAUAGUAUCAAGAAAUCCUGAAACAUGGAACGGCGGAUCAUUUUAUCGGCACUUAAAUAUACUCAAGGGAAACGAAUCAACGGAGAGAGCUACAUCCGAUUGUUCGGCCUGUCGUCCACGUGGUAUAUUUUACGGACAGAUGCAUAGUCCAUCAGCACCGACAAAUUAAAUCGAAGCUCGAUUUAAAGAAGAAGAAGAAGAAAAAGAAGAAGAAGAAGAAGAAGAAGAAGAAGAAGAAGAAGAAGAAGAA